AUGGCAGUCUGCUCAUUGGUAUCAGGCCGCGCCCGGGACGGCGCGUUGUACAGUAACAGGUGGCAUCGAGAAGAACUUCUCGAACCACCCUCCGAAGCAUUCUAUGCCGCAGCUAAAGACGCCCUACCGCGAGAUCUUGCAGCUGCAAAGGGGAUGAACUAUAUGCGAGCAUGUGCGAUUUUGGCAAUUGCCAGCAUUCAAAAUGGCCACAUAAAGAACAUGCAGAAAUACUCCGGCAUUUAUCACACACUGACCAGCAUGGAAGGGUUACAUGAUGAGAAGCUCUGGCCCAAGGACAUAAGCCCAAUUGAGACCGAAGAACGUCGAAGACUGGUACGCACACGAGCUUAA
Messenger RNA from Penicillium cosmopolitanum, 351 nucleotides. Its product is annotated as fungal specific transcription factor domain-containing protein. The record is from RefSeq and is a predicted model, not a curated record. The transcript has a single exon. Bases 1 to 351 code for a protein of 116 amino acids. Lineage: Eukaryota; Fungi; Ascomycota; Eurotiomycetes; Eurotiales; Aspergillaceae.